UUGAAAAAUGUCGCACGUCGUACGAGUUGUCGCACGGUUUUGAUUUUACCGUUUCGAUAUCGAUUAGUCGAAAGGACGACAAACGUGCGACAAACAUUCGACAUGCUCGACAUUGUUUUUUUUUUCCAUCGAUUUACCUUCAAUUCGACGUCGAUUAUCGUCGACGCAAACAGUUUGACAGUUCUCUUCAGUUGAUCUUGUUCGGACUUGAUUGCAACCGAGUCGAACCAGUUGUUGUUAAUUUUAGGCUUUGGGAGGAUUUUGGACAGUUUAAAGGUAAGUUGUGUUCUAGGUUGAAUUACUUUUUCUGCCGGAAAGUUCCGGCCGGAGUGGGCAAGCGACCGAAUCAAAGUGUUUUGUAUUCCAGAUUCCGGUCUUUGUGGCGGUAUAGGAGGAAGAGGAGGAGGAGGAGGACGGGAAAUAUGGUAUACUCGGCGGGCAUUCCGGAAGACGGGACAAGAAGGAACCAGUUUGCGAUCGAGGAACUGGUUGGUGUUUGUUGUUUUACUUUCCGCGGGAGGAUGCGAUGCAUAUCUAAUGAAACUGGCAACAAACGUAUUCCAAUCAGAUCCUGCCGUCCACGUGUGGUCCCGCGUUGCAUCCGUAGAACCCACGGAAGCAGCCACGUUGUUUCGUACGCAUACUCCACAAACCCACAUUGUCUCGUACUCCGGUGGCCAUCAAUCCGUCGGAGAUCCAAGAUUGGCUUCGCAUCCCUGUACAACUUUGAUCAGCUCGUCGGGGAUCAAAAGUCCAGCAUGACCAAAAUGCUGCCAGGAGAACACCAAUCCAAGCCCGAAGCUGCGGUCAAGGAAAAUCAUGGAAUUUUGAGAAGAAUCUGCGAUCCGAAAGUUUAAUUGAGUAAAAAGGCUAAUAUUAUUGUGAAAUUUUGUGCGUCUGAAUAAAAAAAAUAAAUAAAAACAAAACCACAUGUUUUUAACUGCAACAUAACCUAAAAAUUAGAAUUGACAGCACACGACAAUGGCACGACAUCCUAAAUAACAAAACCGUGCGACGUCGGUCGAAUGUCGUACGACAAUGUCGUACAAUUUCGAUUAUCGAUCGCACGACAAAUACGACAUUUUGGUGCAAAAACGUAUGACAUUUGCGCGACAGUCGCACGACAUUGUCGUGCGACGUCGUACGAAUGCACGGACGACAAACGACGGACGUCCGACGGACUUUUCAGUCAGGGUUUC
Molecule: messenger RNA, 1199 nt
Organism: Culex pipiens pallens (northern house mosquito)
Lineage: Eukaryota; Metazoa; Arthropoda; Insecta; Diptera; Culicidae
Exons: 2
Coding region: 538-762 (74 amino acids)
Source: RefSeq, a predicted model, not a curated record